AUGGCCUCAGCACCACCAUCCACGAACAUAGAAGAGGAAGUCUUGUGCCCCAUCUGCAAGGACCUCCUGACAGACCCCGUGACCUUGAACUGUGGCCACAACUUCUGCCGAGGCUGCAUCACUAAGCACUGUGAGGUACGGGAUGAAAUUGAGAUGGGGGACUGCAAGUGUCCCGUCUGCAUGGACAAGAUCCGGAACAGGAAUUUCUGCCCCAAUUGGCAGCUGGCAAAUGUAGUAGAAAGUAUCAAACACCAGAGAAAGGAACUAUGUGAGAAGCACAAAGAAAAACUCCACCUGUUCUGCAAAGAAGAUGAAGAAUUGGUUUGUUUGGUUUGUCAGCAAUCCCCAGAACAUAAAUCACACACUGUGGUCGUCAAGGAAGAGGCUGCCCAGGAAUACAAGGUAGGAAGUCAUUUUGACACUUGCUAACACAAUCCUUUCAUAUCUGCAUGUGUGCAUGUGCAAAAUAUGCUUUCAACAUAGCUGCAAUGCAAACAGAAAUUGCUAAUCAAAAAUUGGGCCCCAUCUCUGCUAUUCAAAACAAAACAAAAACUUUGUUCUGCUUCAAAAGGAACUUUUAAAAAUGUGUUUUUGUUUAUAAGAGCACUAUUUUUUUGCACUUGUGGAAAAGGGCUCCUGUGUAGCAGCAGUAGUAGUAGUAAUACUAUGUAGUUUUUUAAAGUUGAUAUUUUAUUUAAAAAUUGUCAAAUAUAAAGCAGUAAAUUGAUACAAAAAGAAAAAAGAAAAGAAAACACAACUGUGUACAGGGGGAAAACAUUAUAUAAAUAUAUACAAAAAUACCCUAACCUGUAUGUAUGUACGCCAAGAAACCCCCAGAACUGCUAUUAUAUUAUUAUUAUUAUUAUUAUUAUUAUUAUUAUAUUAAAUUUGUAUACCGCCCUUCAUCCGUAAAUCUCAUGGCAGUUCACAACUUCAAAUUACAAUAUAAAACCCACAAAAUAUCAAAACAAGAACAACAAACAAAUAAUUCCCCCUUACACAACACAUUUAAAAAGGCAUGUCAAUCAGCCCAAGGCCUGCUUGAAGAGGAACCUUUCCACCUGGAACCUGCAGAGAGCCUUCCACAGACGGGGAGCCACUGCAGAAAAGGCCCGUUCUCAUGCUUCCACCCUCCAGACCUCUCGAGGAGGAGGCUCAUUAGGAAGGACCCAAGAAGAUGAUCUCAGGGUCUGGGUAGGUUCAUAUGGAAAGAGGCAGUCCUUGAGGUAUUGCAGUCCUGAGCCAUGUAAGACUUUAUAGGUCAAAACCAGCACUUUGAAUUGGGCCCGGAAACUACCGUAUUUUUCGCUCUAUAAGAUGCACCAGACCAUAAUACGCACCUAGUUUUUAGAGAAGGAAAACAAGAAAAAAAAAUAUUCUGAAUCUCAGAAGCCAGAACAGCAAGAGGAAUCGCUGCACAGUGAAAGCAGCAAUCCCUCUUGCUGUUCUGGCUUCUGUGAUAGCUGCACAGCCUGCAUUCGCUCCAUAAGAUGUACACACAUUUCCCCAUACAUUUUAGGAGGGAAAAAGUGAGUCUUAUAGAGCAAAAAAUACGGUAAUUGGUAGUCAGUGCAGUCAGGCCAGGAUUAGCGUAAUAUGUUCAAAACGUCAUGCCAUGGUGAGUAACCUGGCUGCCCUGCACUAGCUGAAGUUUCUGAAUCAUCUUCAGAGACAGCCUUACAUAUAAUGCAUUGCAGUAAUCUAACCUUGAGGUUACCAGAGCAUAGACAACAGUAGUUAGGCUGUCCCUGUCCAGAGAAGGGUGCAGCUGGGCCUCCAGCCGAAGCUGAUGGAAGGCACUCUGGGCCACUGAGGCCACCUGAGCAUCAAGUGACAAGCAAAGGAUCCAGGAGUACCCCCAAUCUACGUAUCCACUCCUUCAGAGGAAGUGAAGCCCCCUCAAGAGCAGGGCUCUGCCAUGUGCACCUUACCCGGCCUGCUCCACCUCCCACACCACACCUCCCCCACCCGGCUCUCUUCUGCUCCCUCUUUCAAGGCACAUCCCAAAGAGAUCCCUGGUUUACACACAAUCAAGUUAAAAACAGUUCAAAAUAAUAACAAUAAUUAUUAUUAACAGUUUAUAAUGUUUUAGAUAGUUGGGGCCAAAACAACAAGACCGAAAGCAGCAUAGCCCACUGCAAAAGUCUCCUUGGCCAGAUGAAAUUGUUGGACAUUUUCCAUAUCUGCUAUUGGGUCCUCUGAGCACAGAUUCACACGAAGUGGCAACCAACCUUGCAGGAUUCAACAGGAUUUAUGCAUAUGCAGAACAAAAGGUAGAGCGAUAAGUUCGCAAUCUGCACACCCCCGUCAGGGCGCGCCCACUUAAGACAUUUGCAGAAUACAAUACCACCUGAUUUCUGGGAAAUCGAAUGUUAUAGCAACUUCCUAUGUCCUUCCAUGGGCUUGCCCCCCCCCUUCCUGCAAUGGCCCCACCAGCCUCACCACGUCACGGCCACGUGCAUUUCUGAGUCUGCUUAUCUCUUUACAACCUUGAAUUAUAAACAUUUGAGCCUGUUCCAUCAAUGCCAGCCUUGUUCUCCUGACAGACCUCUCCUUUCUCAGAAAGGCCGUUUUUUGGGGGGGGUUCUUAUGGCCCUACAAAAUAGGCUUGUCUGCCAGGCAGGGGGCAGGUCCUGCAAUACUCAGCUGCGACAGUCCCAAAAAUCUAAUAGUAGGGCCCCAGGCACUAGAAGUAAGCAUAAUAUUAAAGACAACCUCUGAUCCCUAAUCAAAACUGAGACUUGGUUUUCUCUUUAGACACUCAUCUCUGGUCACCUGGAGCAUCUGAGGAAAGAGAGAGAGAAUAUUCAGACUUAUAAAGCAAACAUUGGAAAGGAAAGCAAUAGACUGCUUGUAAGUAUCACCAUUACUACAAUGGGGAGAUGUACUGGAAGGACCAAGUCAGGAUGUAGAAAUCCUGCAACAGAGAAGUUCUGACUGAUUUGCCAUAACAUUUUACAUUAAGGUCUUUCUAAAGACGCUUUCCUCCUCUUUUCCUUCUUCUUCCUGCUUCUUGCAGAAAUCAACAGAAACUGAGAGGCAAAAGACCAUGCAGAAGUUCAGACAACUGCACCAGUUUCUGGAAGAACAAGAAAAGCGUCUGCUGAAUGAAAUAGAAGAGAUGGAGAAGGAGAUCACAAGAAGAAGGGAGGAGCAGCUGGCUAGACUCUCAGCGGAACUCUCCUCUCUUGAAAGGAGCAUCCGGGAAAUGGAGGAGAAGAGUCAGCAGCCAGCGAGUGAACUCCUGCAGGUGAGACUGUGGCAGGAACAGCCCAAAGUUCCUCUCUCAGGGUUUAACCACACUUACCUUUUGCUGUACUCUUUCCAGGCACAGGGCAGUGCUUUCCCAGUCCCUACCCAAACUCUCCCCACCCCAGUUGUCCCCCCCCCCCAAUUCCUCUUUAAAGCUGAAGCAGGACCAAUGACAAAUUGGGUUUUCUGUGCAUUGUUGUUUGGCCCGAUUCAGCUUUAAAGAGCAGGUUUUGACAGGGAAAGCUCCGUAGGAGGAAAAGGGGGAAUUCUCGGACAAGGAGCUUUACAGGGUGGACCAUGUUGGACCAAAGGGGGAGGGACAGAGAAGGAGGUCAGGUAGAAUGGACUGCUGUCAAAUGGGGCACAGAGUUGGGGCUUGCAUCUCUGAGCAGGAAUGUAGCGAAGGGAGGGCAAGGGGGGGGGGCUUAGCCCCAGGCCAGGCACCCCCUUGCAGGGAUCCCACCCUGCCUGCUGCCAGGGGUCUUGCCACCACACCCCUGGCCCCCUCACGGAAUGGCAGUGUUGGGGGGAAUCACUAGCCAAGGGCUGCAUCAGAAACCUGAUAUGAAAAGGUGGGGUAAGUUAGAAUCAUCUUGGUUAGAUGAUCCUUGAGAGCCAGUGUGGUGUAGUGGUUAAGAGCGGUAGUCUCGUAAUCUGGUGAACCGGGUUCGUGUCUUCGCUCCUCCACAUGCAGCUGCUGGGUGACCUUGGGCUAGUCACACUUCUUUGAAGUCUCUCAGUCCCACUCACCUCACAGAGUGUUUGUUGUGGGGGAGGAAGGGAAAGGAGAAUGUUAGCCGCUUUGAGACUCCUUAGGGUAGUGAUAAAGCGGGAUAUCAAAUCCAAACUCUUCUUCUGCUGCUGCUUCUCUUCCUUGGAAUCCCUUCCAACACUACAAUUCUAUGAUUCUGUGAAAAGCAAAGAUCAGUGCAAUAAGCAUGACAAUACUGCCAAGGUUUUUGGUUUUGUUUCUUCCUCUUCCUCUCUUGGUUGACUUGAGGGAAUUGAAAAGCUGACAGAAAAGUAUGGAUAAUUUUAUUUGGCAAAGUUAGUGUCCCAGAGUGGAUAAUGUUAAUAUGCAAACUGUCCCACAGAAGAGAGGAUUGGCAGUACCUGAUUUAGCUAAGUAGUGUGAAGCUGCUUGGCUAACUUUGUUAAAGUUAAAGAUAUCUCAGAAAAAGGAACUCUUUCAGUUGGAAGAGUUAUCCAUAAAUUCCCCACUGGCCAAGAUACUAGGGAUACCUAGGAAAGACAGAGAUCUCAUGAAUUUUCAUCAGAACAUUUAAAAUAAAAAAGAACUGAAGACGGGAAAAUAAUGGAGAGAAACCAGAAUUGUUAGAUGCAUCCAUACCUAUCCAAAACUUUGGCAUAUGCUAGGCAGAUUCACCCCAGAGGGCAUCCAUUGCAGGGGCUGAUGUGUCUUCAUUACAGGGCCUGUGCUGGGCAGUGAAUUCCAUUCUGAGUUUCCUCUUUUCCCUUCUAGGAUGUUAAAAGAACUUUGCAGAGGUAAGGGGAUCUUGCUCAUCUCCAGUAAUAUCACUCCCUGAAACUUCACAGGUAAACUGGGAAAGAAUAUAAUAUAAUGUGGAAUAGAAAUGAAAUGAAUGAUAAUGAUAAUGAUAAUGAUAAUGGUAAUGGUAAUGAUAAUGAUAAUGAUAAUGAUAAUGAUAAUGAUAAUGAUAAUGAUAAUGAUAAUACUUCACAGUAUCUAGAUUUGCCACACCAUCAGCUAACUCUGUGAUGGUUGCCCCACUCAGUCCCACACAGACACCUGUCCCAUGGACCAUCUGUGGAACUAUUCCACAGAGUCCCACACAGUUACCUGUCACCUGUGGGGCUAAAAACGGAGAGCAGGAGUUGGGGUGUUUGCCAUGCUCCUGAACAUAUCCCAGCUGCAAUAUGUAACUUCAAGGUGUCACUUGGGUUCAUGAUAAGAGGAUGAUGUUGUGUAGUCGUGUCCGACUCUUCGUGACCCCAUGGACCAGAGCACGUCAGGAUAGAAGGAACAUUUCACUUUUGUCAACAACAGCAACCAUCUUUAUCUCCUCCACAUCUUUCUUGCAUGUUGUAGGCAAUGCAGCUGAAAUGGAAAAACUCUGAGCUGGAUGGUAUCACUUGAUUUCAUUUUAUUUCUCCAUUUGAGUAGAUGUAAGUGAAGAGAUUCAGACAAAGGCCUCUUCUUUGGCCCUCAGUUGUCUGGCUUUGGAGUCCCUAGUAAGGAGAAAUCUUCCCCCUUCUGUGACUCCAUUCCUCUGUCUCUCCCUCUUGGCUUUCUACAGUUUCUUUCCUCCUCUCAAUUCCUUUCUUUUGCUGCACUCAGAAAUUCUGGAUUUGAAAUGGGUUAACAUGUAUUUUUCCCAUCAGGUGUGAGCGAAGCGGGACAUCUGAAAAUCCACUGACUUUCCCACUAGAAUUGAAGAGGAAGAUCUCAAAAUUCAGGGCUGCAAUUCCCAUUCUAUAUCUUGGGGAGGAAAAAAUAAAAGGUAAUGAAGAAUGGCUGCAGGGAUUUUAUUAGUCCAAAAUAUGUUAUGAAGUAAAACUUUUGUUGCGAAAUUAUUUGAGUUAUAAAAGUCUAGCUAUCAAACUUUAUAUCUCUUUGCUUCUUCAGAUGAUCUGUUACCCAGACUGCUUCAGAAAGGUAAUUUUUGGGUGAAGGAGCAAAUUCAAGGUGAGGUUGGGGACUGGUAUUUCAUGAUUGGACUGUUAAUUGGCACUUUUGCUCUAUUCCAAAACCCCAUAUUUAUUUGAAUGUAAUGUGCACUGUUGAGGACACGGAUGGCCCUGUGGGUUAAACCAUAGAGCCUAGGACUUGCCGAUCAGAAGGUCGGCUGUUCGAAUCCACGUGACGGGGUGAGCUCCCGUUGCUCAGUCCCUGUUCCUGCCAACCUAGCAGUUCGAAAGCACAUCAAAAUUCAAGUAGAUAAAUAGGUACCGCUCCAGCGGGAAGGUAUAUGGUGUUUCCGUGCGCUGCUCUGGUUCACCAGAAGCAGCUUGGUCAUGCUGGCCACAUGACCCGGAAGCUGUCUGCGGACAAACGCCAGCUCCCUCCGCCAAUAAAGCGAGAUGAGCGCCGCAACCCCAGAGUCGGUCACGACUGGACCUAAUGGUCAGGGGUCCCUUAUCUUUUUAACUCAUGUUUACAUUACCAUGAUUAAAAUCAAGCAUUAGCAGGAUAUCAAAUUACAUAGGAAACACUCUCCAAAAUAAAAUAAGAAUGUAUUCAGUUCCUCUUUAUGAUUUUCUUGCAGUCACACCUUUGGGUUCUGUGCCUAUGCAGAGCCGAGGGUUGCUAUAGAAAGGACCAUUUUUGGUGGGGACUCCAUCUUGCAGGCAAAUAUACUAUAAACACAGCAAAAUUAUAUAUUUGUUUUUCAAUAUUAUUAUUAUUAUUAUUAUUAUUAAUUUAUAUCCCACCUUUUCCCCUGACUUAUGGAUAAAAAUAAGAACAGCUAAAAACAUAGGGUGCAAAGCAAUAACGUAAAGCAAUCUUAUUUUCAUUUUUUACCAAUUAAAACUAUUAUAUUUAAAUUUUGUCCUUGAUGUGCUAUAAAGUGCUGGAUUCAGUCUCUGCACAGCUAGUUUCAAAAUGCUUAGAUAUAAAAAUGCAGGUGUAUUUUCAGGAAGGGAAUUAGUUAGGUUGCCUACAUUGAUUUAUUUUCUCUAAUUUCAGUGUAUGCCUCUGAAAGCCCCAAAUGGGCAAUUCACACAGAGAGAUUCAAAGGAGGACCAUUUUUCUCCUCUUGCCCCCAUCCAUCCCUCCUCCCCUUCACUGCAUAGAAGAGCUGAGGGAAUAUUUUCUGGGCUAUUUUGCUUCUUGAAGGGUGACUGAAUUGACAGGAGGGACACGAUAAAAUAUGUUGAGUAAAAUGGGACAAAAAUAAGUAUUUAAAAAGCCACAGGGAAGGUAUUUAUUCUGAGGUUAGUCUGGGAGAAAGAGGGGAGGGUCCCAAUCCUGAAUGGAACGUGAGGAAUCCCCAUUUAUCUGAGAGGGAAUCUACUUCUUCUUGGUGUUAUUUUGGAUCAGGAUGUCCGUCUCUGACUCUUGGCUGAUUCUGUCUCUCUUCUCUUUUCCUCAUCUUCUCUCAACAGCAAAUGUCACUCUGGAUCCAGACACAGCCCAUCCCUGCCUCAUCCUGUCCGAGGAUCAGAAAAGCGUGAGAAGGGAAUACAAAGAUGAAGACCUGCCUGACAGUCCUGAGAGAUUCAGUGACCGGCCUUGUGUGUUGGGAUGUGAGGGAUUCACUGCAGGCAGCCAUUUCUGGGAAGUCACUGUGGUAAAUGAGGGAGAGUGGUGGGCUGUGGGGGUCGCUAGGAAGUCUGUGGAGAGAAAGGGCUUCUUCUCUUUAAGCCCUGAGGAAGGAAUCUGGGUUGUGGGGAAGUGGAGGUAUAAGUACAAAGCCUUAGACUCCUGUCAUUCCUCUCUAUCACUGAAUGAGGAGCCCAAGAGGAUCCGAGUGACUCUGGAAUAUGAAGAAGAACGUGUGUCUUUCUUCAAUGCUACCUCAGGAACCAAACUCUACACUUUCUCAGGAGCCUCAUUCUCCGGAGAGACCCUCGUCCCCUUCUUUUUUCUAUUUGGAGAUGAAACCCACUUAAGUGUUAUGUACUGA
Podarcis lilfordi (Lilford's wall lizard) is the source of this 7862-nucleotide messenger RNA. Lineage: Eukaryota; Metazoa; Chordata; Lepidosauria; Squamata; Lacertidae. The record is from the annotation of a GenBank genome assembly.